CGCGGGGAACGCCGCUACUCCGCGGGCGGCCGUAGCGGACUCCUGCCCUGUCCCGCACGGCGCCAAAGCCCGGCCGCACGAUGGCAAGUUGCAGCCAGAAAAGGAUAAUACAAAUAACUGGAUUUAAAAAACAAGAGAAGAAGGCACUGCUCAAAUGCCUGUUCAAGCUGAACUGUGUUUUUGUAGAGAGUAAGAAAUACAGAAAUUGUACACAUCUUAUAGCAAAAAAGCUGUGCAAGAGUGAAAAGGUCUUAGCUGCCUGCGCUGCUGGGAAGUGGGUACUAACUAAGGAGUACAUAAUUAAUAGUGCUGAAAGUGGCAGAUGGCUUGAUGAAACAACGUACGAAUGGGGAUAUGAAAUUGAAAGAGACACCCAUUAUUCACCUCAAAUGCAAUCUGCACCUAAAAGAUGGUGUGAAGAACUGACAAACUCUAGUGCUCCAGGGGCCUUCCACAGAUGGAAAGUUGUUCUCCUUGUUAAGAGAGGUGAUAAACGAAUGGCAUGUAUUAGAAGUGCCUUGCUGUUGGAUGGAGUUCUUAAAGCUGGAAAGGCAACCAUAUGUUCAUCUGAAAAUGCAGAGCACAAUAUAACUCAUUUAUUCAUCAGUGGUAAAAUUUCUCCUUUACAAAAUAAAAAGCAUCUCUCUGAAGCUCGACGCUACCCUUUGCAAUAUAUAGGACAUUAUCUUUUUCAAAAUGAAAUACAAAAUCCCAAGGAUACACAGAUGAACCAUUUCCUGGCUGCGCAAGAAACAGACCAAGUCAUGUCUAAAAUGCAACUUGCUGAAAUGAAAAAUGUUAUUAUAAAACAUAUGUAUUUUACUGCGACUAUUAAGCACAGACUUAUGCAAACAGACCAGCUGAACAAAUGCACUCUGGAGGUUAAAAGUACUGACUGGUCCAGGAGCACUUGGUCUAUACUUCAAGGAUUAGUGGAAGAGGACUUACUUCAUGACGUAGUCACAGAACUUGCUGCAGGCCAUAUGUACAGUGCACCUCCUGUGCAACUUCUUCAUCCUCUUCUAGAAUAUGUACUAUUGGGAAACACCGAUACAAUAUUUUUUGCCAAACUUUGUCAUGUUUUUUACCUUGUUCUUCAUUGUGAACCUCCCUGGAAGUCCCCAUUGAUGUUGAAGUAUUAUUUGGAUCUUCUUCAGUGUCCUAUCUGUAAGAAAGGCACAUGGUCCUUGAUAGAGAUGCUUGUAAGGUCUUGCCUUUAUUGUGAAACAGUUUGUCAUACAGUCACAGUUUCAGGGACAGAAGAUGAACUGAGGAUAAUUCAUAAAACAUUAUUGAAGUUUUUCUUUGAUUUAGUAAAAGGCGAAGUAGAGUUUCUGACAAAAAGUUUGGUUGAAGGAACAAAUUCACAGCAUCAACAAGUCUUGCCACAGACGGUUCUUCUGAAGACAUUCUUGCUUGAAAGUGGAACCGCAGUGCUUUUUACCAAACACAUAAAUAUUCUAGCAGAUUGGGUCAUAUUUUCCCAUAGAGAAUUAAAUGGAAAAAAUGAUGCUUUCAGAAGUGAAGUUGCUGGUCUAUUAAAUGCAAUUCUUGGAACUGUAGUGGACUAUUGGAUCAUCUCAGGUUUGCUUAUGGACAGAAAUGUGUUUCAUCAAGUUCCUGAUUUGGCGCAUUACCUUGCCAUUUCAUGCGAUGAUUUUUCUGUAUGUCAAUUAAAAAUGUUUAUUUGUGCCAUACCAUCCGACUGGCUUCAACUGUUUGUUGCAGAAGCAAUUUUCAAACAAAUGUGUUUACAGAGGAAUAUUGCUGUUUCUACAGAAUAUCUUUCUCUUCAGAAAAUAGUCUGUUCUUAUUCACCUGCUUUGCGAGAGAUAGGGAUGCGUGAGACAGAGAUACACAAAGCAAAGGAAAAGAAAAUAGGGCAACAGCCAUGCCCUGGGUCUCAAAGGACAUUACAGAUGCUAAAUGACGAUAAGCAGAAUCAAGUCAAAGUGCUGCCUGAUCUACCUGACUUAAUCUUUAAUAAGCUUAGAGCAAAAACAGAAGUCCAAACUGCACACACCAGAGGGAGUCAUCUUUUGGCUGAAGCGGUACACAAGAGAAAUAUUAAAGGAGAGACAGCCCUGCAUAAAGCUUGCAGAAGUAACAGAGUGGAGAGAUUGAUUCAGCUUCUCUCUUUGCCGGGAAUAGACAUUAAUGUUAAAGAUUAUGCUGGCUGGACGCCUUUGCAUGAAGCCUGUAACCAUGGUAGCACAGCAUGUGUCCGUGAAAUUCUGGAGCGUUGUCCAGAGGUAGACCUGCUCAGUCAAGUGGAUGGGGUGACUCCUUUGCAUGAUGCACUGUCAAAUGGACAUGUAGAAAUUGGCAAGCUGCUACUUCAGCAUGGGGGGCCAGUCCUUCUAGAGCAAAGGAACUCCCAUGAGAAACUGCCACUGGAUUAUGUUGAGUCAGUCACAGCAAAGGAAGAACUUUUGAAUCUUGUUUAUCCAGGAGAGAGCAUUGAACACUUCUAUGAAUGCAGAGAACAAGAUUUUUGCAAUCAGAAGAAAGAACUGUGCUUGAUUUCAUUUACUAAGAUGCUGAUUAAUUUUUGUUCCAUUUAUAAUUUGUCUACACCUCUGACUGUAACUCUGAGAGCAAUAUCUUGUUCAAAUGUACUUCCGGUAACGGUUUGUGACAGCUCUAAGAUGAAAAAUGCAUUUUCUGGAGAUUGGUUGGUGGAUACAUAUUUUAAAGAGCUCGAAACUUUUGAAAAACUACCACAGUUUCUUCAAGAAAUAUCUGAAAGCAUGUUAUUCUUCCCUGGUGAACAGGCGAAGGCCUUAUUAGCAGUUCUGGAAACUAUGGUAGAAGCAUGUCAGUGCCUAAAUCUUUCUAGCAGUUAAAUUCCAAACAACCACAUUGGAUGAAUCUUGAGUGUUACUACCUUCUACUUGCCUGAUAGAUCUGCAUGUGUGUAAUCUUAAGAAUGUGCUGUAUCAUUUACACUCAGUUAAACUGUCUUGGAAGUUGGGUUUUUUUUUUUUACGUGCCUCGUGCCGUAUUUCUCUUUGAUUUUCAGAGGCAGUGACCCUAAACUUAAACCAAGCAGUUGAAUAUUUCAUUUCCUGAGAAAGGCUUGUGUCUACAUAUUUGGAUAUCCCUUAAUAAAACUAAUGUUAUAAAUAUGUCAUGAAAUAAAAACAUACGGAAAAGCAAAUUAUUUCUAUCAAUUUUCUUCUUACUUAAUAAAAAAAAUUAUAUUAUGUAAAUUAAUUGCAUGUUGCAAAAUUCAAAAAAGGCACUAUAUAUUUAUAGCAUGAAUAUAUAACAUUUCCCAUGUCUUUUGUUUGAUAGAAAUGGUCACACAAAGAUGUGGAAAAUGUUGAUUCUCAUCAGCACUAUGUUGCUUGUGACCAAGUGGAGGAGACUGGCUCAGAUACUUGGGUGAUCUGCAAAACUCCAGUGCAGACAAUUUGCUGCUUCACAAGUCAAUGAUACUUUGAAGAACUGAAUUCGCCCUCAGCAAAACUUAAGGCUGUCCUUGGCUUUGCUCUAACUCAUUGGCUUGCGGUGAUUUGAUAAAACCAUUACUCUGGCAUGUAACGAUCUGGUAUCACUCCUGGGACUACCUCAAAGGAAGAUGCAGGUGGAAGCAGUGGCCCAGAUCUAGUUAUGCUGGCAGAGGAAUUUACAAAGGAUAGAACAAGAGUUUAAGUAUAUACUGGACAUCAUAUUCUAAAACUAAGAAUGGAUAUCCUUAAAAAUUAUGCCCCACUUAACAUGAAACUUUCAUUCUCCAUUCUGUGAGUACGUGUAAACUGCUCAUGGUAAAUCUCUAAACUAAUGUCCUUAACAAUUUAGGAUUGUAUGCUACAUAUUCUAUUAGACAGACUUUUAAAUUAAUUAAGAAAAAGAGGAAUUCCCAUGCUGUUCUUUAAAAGGUAUUGAAGGCAAGGCAGCUGAAUUACCUAAUUGUGCUUAUGGGUUUGGUUUUGUAGAAGAGUUACAUGUUUUGGGGAGUCCUUAUUGCUCAUUUAUACAGAAACAACUAUUACUCCUGCCCUGCAUCUUUGUAGAAAUCUAAAUAAUUCCAUACUAGGAUCUGGAGGAGAGGCACCCAAACAGAAGUUUAUCCCUUUCCUUUCCAAGAGAAGAUAAAUAAGAGCUGCUUUAGAGUGAGAAUACCUGAUUAUUUUUUCUAGUAGAUUCAGUAAUAGAUGACUUAAAAACUUAGCCUUUAAAAGGUAGGUACGGAUAAGCAACAUUCCAAAUUCCCAUUCUUCUGUAAUAUUAAAAAAAAAAAAAAGGAUGUGGAGUAAGAGCUGCUUAUGUAACUGAUCUUGCUUGACUAGAGGGAUUCAAUUCCAUUGAUUCAUUUGGCAUGUGCACAUUAAAAUUUCCAUUUAGCUUUUCUGCAGCUGAGAUAUAUGAUCUUAUAGCAAUCCACAGAAGAUGCUCAAACCAAGCUGACUUUGGAACUAGACCUUCCUUACAAAUGUGCUGUGUUUAUUAAUGACCAAUUACUGUUUUUAUACAUGCAGGCAAAACAACCUGCUCUAACUAAACAGACUAAAACAUCUCUGCAUAUUGGAUUUGUUUCUGUCUGUGCCCUUUUAAUUUUUCUCUAGUAAGAAACACUGAAAAAACCUUUGUCAUAUAUGAAACGGACUAAUAAACUUCAGUAUUUCCUUUUGUAGGACAAAAUGAAAGAAAUGUUAUGUGUGUACUUUCUAAGGAGUACAAAACAUAAAUUUAAGUUUCCAAUAGUAACAGUUGCUUUUAGUCAAUAAUUUGAUGCAUAAUUGUGAAUUUUAAAUAAGUGGGACUCAGAGGACCUUGAAAAAAUUCUGGUGGGUCUCAAAAAGCAAAUCCUUUAGAAUAUUCAGAAUUCUAACAUACCACUGACUAAAAUGACAGCAGGAAAAGCUUUCAUUUCAUUCUUUUUGGCCUGAUGGUGAUUCUGCUUAUUUAGGCAAGACAUGCCUACAAUUAUUUGUUAUUAUUUGUAUCAUUUAGAAAGAAAAAAAUUGCACAUCAAUCAUUUAAAAAGUCAUACUUCACUAUUUAAAGGAAUUUCAAGUACCUCUCUCCUACAAAAUGUAGGUAACACAGGCUAAAUGGACAUUAUUAACGUUGGAAAACAAAACAGUCAAAAGUUAGCAAAUAUGUGAAUUACGUUCCAGAAGUAGCCCCAGCUUAAACAUUGUGCACAUAAUCAGUCUUUAUAUGGUAACGUAAUUCUGUUCUAAUGCUCUCUUAGUUUAAGGAUCAUACACUGAAAGUUUUCCUGUUAUUUCCCAGUUCUUGCAGUUCAGUUUUACAUAUACUCAAGUUUGCAAAUUUCAUACCCUUAAAAGGUUUUAAGCAUAUUUGUCAUAUUUAACAUAAAAUAAUAUGCUUCAUCCAAUUUAUCAGAGUACCUGUUUUCUUUCAGUAUAGCAAAACUUUUCUGUUAAACUGAGAUCUAUUAAUAAGUGAUUGUUUGUGGUAUUCACAUUCUCUGAACAGAGAGAGACGUGAUUCUCUCUCCCAGGAUUUUUCUUGGGAAGUUGUAAGAUGCAGUGAGAAAGCUCAGAGAAAGAAGAAUACAAUUCUUAUGUCUAUUUGCUGCUUCUGUUUUUUGGCACAUGUGGAAUGUGUUAUGGAGAUUGUUUACCCAAGAGUGAUUUGUUAAUUGGACACCGGUGAUGGUGUUUGGAUUAAUUGGCCAAUUGGGUCAAAGCUGUGUAGUGACUGUUUGGAGACAGUCACAGGUUUUUCUUCCGUAUCUUUUUAGUAUGAUAUAGUUCUA
Vidua macroura (Pin-tailed whydah) is the source of this 5734-nucleotide messenger RNA. It is a transcript of the gene SLF1, whose product is annotated as SMC5-SMC6 complex localization factor 1. Bases 81 to 2846 code for a protein of 921 amino acids. Gene Ontology annotation, molecular function: protein binding. The transcript has 19 exons. Lineage: Eukaryota; Metazoa; Chordata; Aves; Passeriformes; Viduidae. The record is from RefSeq and is a predicted model, not a curated record. Gene Ontology annotation, biological process: positive regulation of double-strand break repair.